This is a messenger RNA of Ceutorhynchus assimilis (cabbage seed weevil), 2191 nucleotides long. NCBI's taxonomy places the organism in Eukaryota, Metazoa, Arthropoda, Insecta, Coleoptera, Curculionidae. The record is from the annotation of a GenBank genome assembly.
UCUUGAUUUAUUUUUUCUCUCACUCGCACCUCAUACCUCUAUAGCUUAAUACGGUCCACUAGGAUAUAGGAUCCUCACUCCACUCCACUUAUACUAUUUUUUUUUCUGUCGCGGCAGUGGCACGCGUGGUAACGUAACGGGGGAUUGUAUUUUGGAGACUUGUGCUGGUGAAUGAAAAAUUUGUAGUAAAUUAAACCUAAAAAAUGGCUUUAUUCCGAAUAACCACUACCAAAUUACAAGAAACACAGAAACUAGUACCCCAAAUCUCAGUUAUCCUCAGACAGCUCAGCGAUGCCUCCACAGACCUCAAAGCCGUUCUGGCAGCCAAAGUACCCAAAGAACAGGAACGUAUUAAGAAUUUCCGCAAAAAUCAUGGAAACACCAAAGUUGGUGAAGUUACAGUUGACAUGAUGUACGGGGGUAUGAGAGGUAUCAAAGGUCUAGUAUGGGAACCUUCGGUGCUGGACGCCGACGAAGGGAUCCGUUUUCGUGGUUUGUCAAUUCCCGAAUGCCAAAAAGUCCUUCCCAAGGCACCUGGUGGCAGUGAACCCUUACCUGAAGGUCUUUUCUGGCUGUUGAUCACUGGUGACAUUCCAACUGACGCUCAGGUCAAGGCCAUCUCCAAAGAAUGGGCGGAACGUGCCGAACUACCUCCACACGUUGUCACUUUGCUCAAUAAUAUUCCCAGCAAUGUUCAUCCGAUGUCACAAUUGUCGGCGGCAGUUACUGUUUUGAACAGUGAAAGUAAAUUUGCCAAGGCCUAUGCAAGUGGAGUGCACAAAUCCAAAUAUUGGGAAUACGUUUAUGAGGAUUCCAUGGAUUUGAUUGCUAGAUUGCCAGUUGUUGCUGCAACCGUUUAUAGGAAUACCUACAAGGAUGGUUCAGGUAUUGGUGCUAUCGAUACCUCCAAAGAUUGGUCCUACAAUUUCACCCAAAUGUUGGGCUACGACGAUCCCAAAUUCAUCGAACUCAUGAGGCUGUACCUCACCAUCCACAGUGAUCACGAAGGCGGUAAUGUAUCAGCUCACACCACUCACUUGGUAGGAUCCGCUCUCAGUGAUCCUUACCUAUCUUUCGCUGCUGGUUUGAACGGUUUGGCUGGCCCUCUCCACGGUCUAGCCAACCAAGAAGUACUUGUAUGGCUGCAAAAGCUCCGUCAAAAUGUUGGUGACAAAUACACCGAAGAACAACUCAAGGACUUUAUCUGGAAGACUUUGAAGUCUGGACAAGUAGUACCUGGUUAUGGGCAUGCUGUUUUGAGGAAGACUGACCCACGUUACAUGUGUCAGAGGGAGUUUGCUCAGAAACAUCUUCCAGAAGAUCCUCUCUUCAAACUUGUCUCUGACGUCUACAAAGUAGUACCACCAAUCCUUUUGGAUCUCGGAAAAGUCAAGAACCCAUGGCCCAAUGUAGAUGCUCACUCAGGAGUACUUCUUCAGUAUUACGGACUGAAGGAGAUGAACUAUUACACAGUUCUAUUUGGAGUAUCCAGAGCUCUUGGUGUCUUGGCUGCACUUGUAUGGGACCGUGCUCUUGGUUUGCCCAUUGAAAGACCCAAAUCCAUGUCUACAGAUGGUCUUAUGAAAGCGCUCAAGGCUUAAAAUCUAGUUUUCUAAGUUCAUUUUUGUUUUCUUGUUAUUAAUGAAAAUUUCGUCAUUUUUAUUUAUGAAGAAAUUUUUCAUUCGAUACAGUUUUUAAUUUGUGAUUGUCAAAGUGAUUUUAUUUAAUUCUUUUUUUUUCAUAUCGCAGGUUACCCUUUUUACAUAAGAACUAAAUACAAAUUAGGCUGUAGUUAAUUUGAUCCUCAUGAGAAUGUAGAUACUAUGCGCUAAAUACUUAUUAAUUAAGAUUUUAUUUAAUUUAUUUUUUGUGACCUAUUUUCUGAAAUGUUUUAUUGAAAAGUAAAUUAUUGUAGAAAUUAAGUAGAAAAAUCAUACAUACAACAAGACAAUACAACGUUUGUAAAAAUGAAAUUUGUUACUAAACUUUGUUUUCCCGUAAUUUUCAAGCAGUUUUUUUUAAUAUUUUUUCUCCAUUAAAUAAGGUUCUAAAAAUUCGUCUGUCAGAGGCACGUCUAAUUCCACCCUGACCAAUCCAUCGCGGGUCCUCGCAGUUGCCAAUCAAUUAAUAAGAUCAAGUGAUUCAUCAAAUUUUUGUAGACGAUGUAAAUAAAUAACUAUAUUUGAAACAA